Molecule: messenger RNA, 1207 nt
Organism: Vanessa tameamea
Lineage: Eukaryota; Metazoa; Arthropoda; Insecta; Lepidoptera; Nymphalidae
Product: prostaglandin reductase 1-like
Exons: 2
Coding region: 135-1148 (337 amino acids)
Biological process (GO): prostaglandin metabolic process
Cellular component (GO): cytoplasm
Molecular function (GO): 15-oxoprostaglandin 13-reductase [NAD(P)+] activity; 2-alkenal reductase [NAD(P)H] activity
Source: RefSeq, a predicted model, not a curated record
GCAUAAUAUAAUAUGCUACAAAACUGUGACCGCAUCGGACAAAUCGUCAGUCUGUGAUAGCUCGCGGAAUCAUUGACUCGUGUGGUAGUUGGACUUCUGAUAAAAAGUUUAAUUAAAUCAACAAUCAUACCAUCAUGGUGAAGGCCAAAAAAUAUGUCGUUAAGAAAUACUUCGAAGGCGUACCAAAAAGGUCAGAUUUCGAAUUAGUAGAAUACGAACUACCACCUCUGAAAGACGGCGAAGUUUUAGUCAAAACCGAAUGGGUCAGCGUGGACCCCUAUUUGCGUGCCUACAAUCGGAAUGUCCCGGUGCCGUACGACCAAUAUGGUUUUCAAGUUGGUAUUGUUGAACAAUCCAAUGACACUAAUUAUCCCGUAGGAGCCAGAAUUGUAACCCAUAAAGGGUGGUGUGACUAUACAGUGGUAAAUACCUCAAAAGUUUCAACGGGUAAUUCUACAGAAGUCACUUAUAAAUUACCAGAUUUAAAAGGCAUGUCCCCGUCGAUAGGUAUUGGUGCAGUUGGAAUGCCUGGAAUUACUGCUUAUUUUGGAUUUUUGGAACUUUGCCAACCCAAAAUUGGAGAAACUGUAGUUGUAACUGGUGCAGCAGGAGCAGUAGGUUCUAUAGUAGGACAAAUUGCUAAAAUAAAAGGCUGUAAAGUCAUUGGUUUCGCUGGAUCGGAUGAUAAAGUAAAAUGGUUGGAGAAGGAACUCGGAUUCGACAAAGCCAUUAAUUAUAAGACCGCCGAUGUACAGAAGGCUCUCCAAGCUGCUGCACCUAAUGGAGUGGAUUGUUACUUUGAUAAUGUGGGCGGUGAAAUAAGCAGUAUAAUUAUGGGUCAGAUGAAUAAAAGAGGAAGAGUAUCUGUUUGCGGCAGUAUUAGCGCAUACAAUGCAGAUCCAACGCAAAUUCCAAAAGCAACGAUUUUACAACCAUCUAUCGUUUUUAAGGAGCUUAGAAUAGAAGGAUUCGUUGUACAAAGAUGGCUCGACCGUUGGCCAGAGGCCAUCACACAGCUAAUUACCUGGAUAAAGAUGGGUCAAUUAAAACCAGCGGAGCAUGUGACAGUCGGUUUUGACAAGAUUUUCGACGCAUUCGUUGGAAUGCUAGCUGGAGAAAACACUGGAAAGGCUGUUGUUAAAAUUUAAGGUAUUUUACAAUAGUAUUAAAAAUGGAAUAUAUAAAAACAUUUUAAUAUCGCUUACGC